AUGCUCGCCAAAUUCAUUCUGGGCCUCGUGGCGGUCUCCGCCGGUGCCUUUGCACAGGACCCCACCAUCGAGACCUCGUCCGCUUCUUCGAUCGAUGCCACCACCACUCUGUCUCAGGCUAUGCCUCCUGCCGCUACCGCUUCCUUCAAUCCCGCUCCGGUCAACUCGAGUGUGCGAUUCAACUGGUGCCGAGGUCAGCUGAACGCUUGCCCCCAGAUCUGCGGUGGUGCUGCUGCCCAGAACUUUUGCGACAGUGACCAAUUGACCUACACCUGCGUUUGUGCCAACGGCACUGCUCCCGACGUCACCUCGUUCGCCAACACUCUGCCCUUCUACAUCUGUCAGCAGACCUACAUCCAGUGUGUUGCUAACAACCCCGACGAUGCCCAGGCACAGGAGGUGUGCACCACCAACCAGCAGUGUGGCACUCGCAAUGCGACCGCUGAGGCUAUCGCUCAGACUAUGGCUAGCGAGUCGACCACCGCCACAUCGACCUCUGAAUCGAGUGGCUCGUCCGAGACUGGCUCUUCUACGGCUAGUGAGACAGCCAGCUCUACCAGCUCUGACAGCGCCGCUGUUGCCAACGUUGCUCAGCUCUCCACCGGUGCCUUUGCCCUCCUCCUUGCUGCUGCGUUCAAGCUCUUUGUUUAG
Cyphellophora europaea CBS 101466 is the source of this 651-nucleotide messenger RNA. RefSeq lists its product as uncharacterized. The coding region runs from base 1 to 651 and encodes 216 amino acids. NCBI's taxonomy places the organism in Eukaryota, Fungi, Ascomycota, Eurotiomycetes, Chaetothyriales, Cyphellophoraceae. The record is from RefSeq and is a predicted model, not a curated record. The transcript has 3 exons.